Molecule: messenger RNA, 9053 nt
Organism: Pogona vitticeps (central bearded dragon)
Lineage: Eukaryota; Metazoa; Chordata; Lepidosauria; Squamata; Agamidae
Source: RefSeq, a predicted model, not a curated record
ACAAUUGCCGGGGCAGCCAUAUUGGGAUGAUGUGCUGACAGUCCGGCUGGAGCUUCGUCAGGAAAGGGGGCAGAAAGAUAACUCCAGAAGAGAGAACCUGUGGGAAGUCCUUUGCAGCUGGUUUCUGGACUACGCACAAGGGGGCGUCAAAAUGUCGGGGGCUUCUGUCAAGGUGGCGGUCCGGGUCAGGCCCUUCAACUCCCGCGAGACGAGCAAAGAGUCCAAAUGCAUCAUCCAAAUGCAAGGCAACUCAACCAGUAUUAUCAAUCCAAAGAAUCCCAAGGAACCUCCAAAAUCCUUCAGCUUUGAUUAUUCCUACUGGUCCCACACUUCGCCCGACGAUCCUUGCUUCGCCUCCCAGAACCGUGUGUACAAUGACAUCGGGAAGGAGAUGCUCCUGCACGCCUUUGAAGGCUACAAUGUCUGUAUCUUUGCUUAUGGCCAGACCGGAGCAGGGAAAUCCUACACCAUGAUGGGGAAGCAGGAGGAGAACCAGGCAGGGAUCAUACCACAGCUCUGUGAGGAGCUGUUUGAGAAGAUCAAUGACAACAGCAACGAGGAAAUGUCUUACUCCGUGGAGGUCAGCUACAUGGAGAUUUACUGCGAGAGGGUCAGAGACCUGCUGAACCCCAAAAACAAGGGGAAUUUGCGGGUCCGAGAGCAUCCCCUGCUUGGACCUUAUGUGGAAGACCUUUCCAAACUUGCAGUCACCUCUUAUACCGAUAUUGCUGACCUUAUGGAUGCUGGAAACAAAGCUAGGACGGUGGCAGCCACCAACAUGAACGAGACCAGCAGCCGUUCGCAUGCCGUCUUCACAAUCGUGUUCACCCAGAAGAAACACGAUGCGGAAACCGAUCUUUCCACUGAGAAGGUCAGCAAGAUCAGCCUGGUCGAUCUUGCAGGAAGUGAGCGGGCAGACUCCACGGGUGCCAAAGGGACUCGGUUAAAGGAAGGAGCAAAUAUCAACAAGUCUCUCACCACGCUGGGGAAAGUGAUUUCCGCUUUGGCAGAAGUGGAUAACUGCACCAGCAAGAGUAAGAAGAAAAAGAAGACCGACUUUAUUCCAUACAGAGAUUCUGUGCUGACUUGGCUGCUUCGAGAAAACCUAGGGGGCAACUCCCGAACCGCCAUGGUGGCUGCUCUGAGUCCAGCAGACAUAAACUACGAUGAAACGUUAAGCACUUUAAGAUAUGCCGAUCGGGCUAAGCAGAUCAAAUGCAAUGCCGUGAUCAAUGAAGACCCCAACGCCAAGCUGGUGCGGGAGCUGAAGGAGGAAGUGACGCGGCUCAAGGACCUCCUCCGGGCUCAAGGGCUCGGCGACAUUAUCGACAUUGAUCCUCUGGGAGAUUUCUCUGGAAGUGGAGGCAAAUAUCUGAAAGAUAUUCAGAACAGUAAGCACAGAUACUUGCUAGCCUCAGAGAACCAACGUCCUGGCCAUUUUUCCACAGCGCCCAUGGGCUCCCUCACUGCCUCCCCAUCUUCCUGCUCUCUCAGUAGUCAGGUGGGCUUAACGUCAGUCUCCAGUAUCCAGGAACGGAUCAUGUCUACUCCAGGAGGAGAGGAAGCCAUUGAACGUUUGAAGGAAUCUGAAAAAAUCAUUGCCGAGCUGAAUGAGACCUGGGAGGAGAAGCUACGGAAGACCGAGGCGAUUCGGAUGGAGAGAGAAGCGUUGCUGGCUGAGAUGGGAGUUGCCAUCCGGGAAGACGGGGGAACCCUCGGAGUCUUCUCGCCCAAAAAGACCCCUCAUCUGGUAAACCUCAACGAAGAUCCGCUCAUGUCAGAGUGUCUGCUUUACUACAUUAAGGAUGGUAUAACAAGGGUCGGCCAGGCAGAUGCGGAGCGGCGUCAAGACAUUGUGCUGAGCGGGGCUCACAUUAAAGAGGAGCACUGCAUUUUCCGAAGUGAGAGGAACAACAACGGCGAAGUUAUUGUUACUCUGGAACCUUGCGAACGAUCGGAAACCUACGUCAAUGGCAAGAGGGUGGUACAGCCUGUUCAGCUCCGCUCAGGAAAUCGCAUUAUUAUGGGGAAAAACCACGUGUUCCGCUUCAACCAUCCCGAGCAAGCCCGUGCCGAGAGGGAGAAGACGCCGUCGGCAGAAACGCCCUCGGAACCGGUCGACUGGACUUUUGCUCAGCGGGAGCUGCUGGAGAAGCAGGGGAUUGAUAUGAAGCAGGAGAUGGAGAAGAGGCUUCAAGAAAUGGAGAUUCUGUACAAGAAGGAGAAAGAAGAAGCAGACCUCUUACUGGAGCAGCAGAGGCUGGACUACGAGAGUAAGCUCCAGGCCUUGCAGAAGCAGGUGGAGACCCGGUCGCUGGCGGCCGAGACCACCGAGGAGGAGGAGGAGGAAGAAGAAGAGGAGGAGGUGCCCUGGACGCAGCGCGAGUACGACCUGGCCCAGUGGGCUUUCCGGAAAUGGAAGUUCCACCAGUUCACUUCCUUAAGGGAUCAGCUGUGGGGCAACGCCGUCUACCUGAAAGAAGGCAACGCCAUCAGCGUGGAGCUGAAAAAGAAGGUCCAAUUCCAGUUUGUCUUGCUGACUGACACACUUUACUCCCCGCUGCCUCCGGAACUCCUGCCCCCAGAAAUGGAGAAGACCCCAGAGGAGUGCAGACCUUUCCCUCGGACGGUGGUGGCCGUGGAAGUCCAGGAUCUGAAGAACGGCGCAACUCAUUAUUGGUCCCUGGAAAAGCUCAAGCAGAGGCUGGAGCUGAUGCGGGAGAUGUACGACCGGGCGGGAGAAAUGGCCUCGAACACACAGGAGGAGGGGGAGAGCACCAUGACCGGGAGCGACCCUUUUUACGACCGUUUCCAUUGGUUCAAGCUGGUUGGCAGUGUUCCGUUAACCGAUAUAUCUAGCUCCCCCAUUUUCCACGGCUGCGUCAACGAGCGCCUGGCAGACCGCACGCCCUCCCCCACUUUCUCCACGGCCGACUCCGACCUCACCGAGCUGGCCGACGAGCAGCAGGACCAGAUGGAGGACUUUGACGACGAGGCCUAUGUGGACGAUACCGGCUCCGACGUGGGGACCGAGGAGGGAUCGGACCUCUUCAAUGAUGGCCAUGACCCGUUUUACGACCGGUCCCCUUGGUUCAUUUUAGUGGGAAGGGCCUUUGUAUACCUGAGUAAUCUCCUUUACCCAGUGCCACUCAUUCACCGAGUGGCCGUGGUCAGCGAGAAGGGGGAAGUGCGUGGAUUUCUCCGCGUGGCUGUCCAGGCUAUAGCCGCGGACGAAGAAGCCCCCGAUUAUGGAUCUGGAAUCCGGCAGUCUGGCACGGCUAAGAUCUCGUUUGAUAACGAGUACUUUAACAAGAGUAACUUCUCGUCUGUCGCCAUGACCCGCUCGGGACUCUCCUUGGAGGAGCUGAGAAUUGUGGAAGGACAGGGGCAAAGCUCGGAAGGCAUCACCCCUCCGGAAGAAAUCAACAGAAUGAACGACCUGGAUCUGAAGUCUGGAACCUUGCUGGAUGGCAAGAUGCCCGCGGAAGGCUUUACCGAAGAGGUUGGCGACCACCUGAAGCUGGGCAGCGUGUUCACUUUCCGCGUGACCGUGCUCCAAGCCAGUGGGAUCCUCCCGGAAUACGCAGACAUCUUCUGCCAGUUCAACUUUCUGCAUCGACACGACGAAGCCUUCUCGACCGAGCCCCUGAAGAACAACGGCCGAGGGACGCCGCUGGGUUUUUAUCACGUCCAGAAUAUUUCUGUGGAAGUGACCGAGUCCUUUGUGGAAUACAUCAAGUCGAAGCCGAUUGUGUUUGAAGUCUUUGGGCACUACCAGCAACACCCCCUCCAUCAGCAAGGACAGGACCCCAACAGCCCCCCGCAACCAUCCCGACGAUACUUCCCUCCUCCCAUGCCGCUCUCCAAGCCAGUCCCAGCUACCAAGCUUAACACGAUGAGUAAGCCUAAUUUGGGGCAGAGCGUGACCAAAUAUGAUCUCCUGGUCUGGUUUGAAAUCAGUGAGUUGGAGCCCACUGGAGAAUACAUCCCUGCCAUCGUUGACCACACCGGGGGUCUUCCUUGCCAGGGGACGUUCCUGCUUCAUCAGGGAAUACAGCGAAGGAUCACCGUCACCAUUAUCCACGAGAAAGGAAACGAGCUGCAUUGGAAAGACGUGAGAGAGCUGGUGGUGGGGCGCAUCAGAAACAAACCGGAAGUUGACGAAGCGGCGGUAGAUGCCAUCCUGUCUCUCAACAUCAUCUCUGCGAAAUACUUGAGACUGUCACACAACUCUAACAGGACUUUCUACCGCUUUGAGGCGGUCUGGGACAGUUCCCUCCACAACUCCCUCCUGUUGAACCGGGUGACCCCCUACGGCGAGAAGAUCUACAUGACCCUUUCGGCUUACCUGGAGCUCGACCACUGCAUCCAGCCGGCCGUCAUCACCAAAGAUGUCUGCAUGGUCUUCUACUCGCGAGACGCCAAGAUCUCGCCCCCUCGCUCGCUGCGCAGCCUCUUCGGCAGCGGUUAUUCCAAAUCCCCCGACUCCAACCGAGUCACUGGGAUCUAUGAGCUGAGCUUGUGCAAAAUGGCAGACACGGGAAGCCCCGGGAUGCAACGGAGGCGAAGGAAAGUCCUGGACACUUCUGUGGCCUACGUCCGUGGAGAGGAGAACUUGGCAGGCUGGAGGCCCCGAGGGGACAGCCUCAUUCUGGAGCACCAGUGGGAACUGGAGAAACUGGAGCUACUCCAUGAGGUCGAGAAGACGCGCCACUUCUUGCUGCUGCGGGAGAAGCUCGGGGACAGCGUCCCGAAGUCUCUGAGCGAGUCGCUGUCCCCCAGCCUCAGCAGCGGGACCCUCAGCACCUCCACCAGCAUCUCCUCCCAGAUCUCGUCCACCACCUUCGAAAGCGCCGUCACGCCCAGCGAAAGCAGCGGCUACGACUCGGCAGACAUCGAGAGCCUGGUGGACCGAGAGAAGGAGUUGGCCACAAAGUGCCUGCAGCUUCUGACUCACACUUUCAACCGCGAUUAUAACCAGGUCUACAACAGCAUCAGUGAUUGUAAGCUGUCCGAUAUAUCUCCAAUCGGCCGGGACGCAUCGGUCUCCAGUUUCAGCAGUGCCACCCUCACCCCUUCCUCCACCUGCCCCUCGCUGUCGGAUUCCAGAUGCAACUCGGUGGAUCAGAAGACCCCCGAAGCAAAUUCUCGGGCCUCCAGCCCCGGCCCGGAGGGGGAGCCCUUCCAGCUGAUGCCGCCCAUCGAAGGCUCCUUCUUGGCUCGAGCCGGCAAGAACGAGUUCCUGAACCUUGUUCCGGACAUUGAGGAAAUCAGACCUGGCGCCGUCGUUUCCAAGAAGGGCUACUUGCACUUCAAGGAGCCGCUUGCCCAGUCGUGGGCCAAGCACUUUGUGGUGGUCCGGCGCCCGUACGUCUUCAUCUACAACAGCGACAAGGACCCCGUGGAAAGAGGGAUCCUCAACCUCUCCACGGCCCAGGUGGAGUACAGCGAGGACCAGCAGGCCAUGGUCAAGACCCCCAACACGUUUGCGGUCUGCACAAGGCACCGCGGGGUCCUCCUCCAGGCCAUCAACGACAAAGAUAUGAACGACUGGCUCUACGCCUUCAACCCGCUUCUCGCUGGCACGAUACGGUCCAAACUCGCCCGAAGACGCUCAGGACAACUGAAGUACUGAGUCCGUGUGGGGUUUUCAUCCGAUUACUCCCACCCCCUUCCCUCUUCUAACACGCCUUCUGAUAUAGAUAAAGCAUUACCUCUCCUUUCUCUGUGAUUCUUGAAUUUCUCUCUUUUUCUUCUCAUAUGUAACCCUGUGGCUUAACUUUCCCAGACCCUCUCCUGCGUCCCCCCCCUUCAGCACUUAUCCAGUUCUCCUCACACUCUCCUCCCCUUCCCCUGUUACAAUGACUGUUCCGUUAAUUUUGUUUUCACCUGUGUUCAAAAUACUAUUAAUAAUAGCAUGUGGCCAAACGGAAGACAGAAAUAGUGGUGGCGGGGAGGGGGAGGGGGUGUUCCGAUUUAUAUGCACGACUUUUUAAAAAGAAGGGGAAACAAACUUGGGAUUCCCCCCCCCCCAUCUUGGCACUUGGUUCGUCCUCCAGCUGCCUUCGUCCGUGGUGUGUUUGUCUCUGUCUGGACCCUCACCCCUUUCCCCCUUUUCGGCUUUUUGCUUGUCUCCCAUGAUUUCGACGUUGCUCUGCUCCAUGGCUCCUGAGGCGAGGCUCCCUGCACUUUCUGUGCCAUCCGUGCGGGGGAUGCGGCCGAGAUCCCUCGAGGGUCCCCCCUUUCCCAAAAUCAGUGCAUCCGUGAUUUUAGGACUCUCUGCUCUGCAGUGUUCUGUUGGCACUUAAAAGACUUCUCGGUGGCUUCUCUCUGCGGGUGCUUGUGAUGGCCUUGCGGUUGUUCUCUGCAGUUCUUCAUCUCCCAGGGCUUUGCCUGCAACUGAUCCUUCGAGAAGGGCUAAGGUGAGCACAACGGGUUCAGGCGCCAGCGUGCAUGGUGGUCAGGAUCAGUCCUCUCACCGCCGGGACCAGUGACUGCCGCCUGCAGAGUUCCAGCCGUGACUCGGGAGUGUUUGAACCAGUAAUCAACUCAGAAGGAUUGUGCUGGAGAGACUGCCUGGGCUUGGCCUCGUGGCUACCGAGGGCUCGCAAUCUCAUAUAUAUAUGUUCUUUUUCUUGGAACCAGCCAGUGACGGUGAAGGAAAGAGAGCAGAGUCUGGAGCUUUGCCAGGGACUACAACUCCCAGAAUACCCCAGCCUGCGUGGCCACUUUCCCAAGCUCCGGAGGGGAUCCUCAAAGUUUGAGAAGUCUAUAAGUACGUCAGGAAGGUGCAGCCGUUCGGUUGUGUUAGCAGUGUCCCAAAAGAUCACAAGAUUCCUUUCAGUUGGAGUGAUGGAGGGUGAGAGAACAGAAGACACUGCGUUCCGUGGGGCACAGGAGGAAGAAGACUGGGAAAUGUAGGAGGCUUGUAAUCCUUGCAGUGGGGGGGGGGAGGCUCCUUCUUAACCUUCUGUCCCCCAGAAUCACAGUUCCUCAGAAUCCUUUGCAGGAUUUAACCCACAACUUUGGGCUGGGGACAAAGUUGCCUCCCCGCUGCUACUUGUGGUGCUUCGCAGGCAGUUGGCAAAUGACCUAGACUUUAAAAUUCUCACUUCAGUAACACUACCCUGUCAGAACUCUAAAGGCAAACCAGUCGGAGCUGCACGGACAUGUUUGGAGGCCGGGGGGUGGUGGGGGUGGGGUGGUCGGUUGUUGCUGUUGUUUCUAGAGAGAAUGGAUCUUUAUAUCUUCCCCCUGCUUUCCCCAGUGUAAAACAGCAUUUUAUCCGAACUAGUGCCGCUCUUGACAGCGCUGCUUAUUCAGUCAUUUACACAUCUGCGUAGGAGAGAAGUCCUAAAAAAAGGGGUUGGGUGCCCUUCUUUCCGCCCUCCUUAACAUCUAAUUACAAAUUUUCAUAGUAAUUUCGUAGUUGAGCAGGGUUUGCUUACACAGGCUUGAAGCAGCUACCCUCACCCUGAUGAGGUAUUCUUGUUGCUUGUUUAAUCUGCAAGGUUCUAGGUCUCUCUUAGCAUUCAUGUUCUAGAUGGUCCUUGCCCUCACUUGCAGAAACACCAGCUGAAAGGAGGAGGAGGAAGAGAAGAAUUCGCUCAUUUUGGAAUUGUCCCACUUGAACAUUGCAGGGUCAAUCCAUAUAGAAAUAAUUCCCUGAACACAGAGGACUGCAGGGCUAUGUCCCUCUGCCUUGAGCUGCUAGUUUUCAAUAUGUAGGGAACUGUUUGGUGUGGAGAGACAUGCGCCAUCAUGCAAGACUCAUCGUGAAGUUUGGAGUGGUUAUGGUUGAUCUGUACCUGCUGCUUGUAAGAACGAGGCCUUAAUCCAGCCCUUCCUCGUUCUCCUGCCAAAGCUUUCGAUUUCUCCUUGUGAAUUCAUGUCUGCUUCUUCAGAGGAGCCGCCGUACCCUCGUUCCUCUUCCUUUCCCAACUCAUGUUGACUUUGAUCAAGGAAGAUCUUGGACCAUCCAGACAGCAGUUUGAGCCUUGGGUGGUUUUAUGUCCAGAAAGGACUAAGUACAUCAGAGACUAUCGGCUGGUCUGUCUAUCCAUUGCCUUCUGAUGCAUUUCAGAACAGUUCACGCCAUUGGAUUGAGGGAUACUUCCUUCAAACCUCUCCUCCCCACCUAACAGAAACUCACUGGAAAUCAGCCCUGGAGGAGCGCUUUCACACCAACGUAGCAACCUCGCUGCAUUUUGGAGAAUAUUUCAGUUCUAUCAUGAAAACACCAGGGAGCUUGCCGUGGUAGUGAAGCUAAUUUUUAACACGCUCAUCCUUUUUUCUUUCUUUCUGAAGCAUAGCAAGUGUUCAGGAUACAACACAUUUGGACAGUUUUGUGGGUUUCCUGGACCACCUGGAUGGGAGGGUGGGCUCAGGCAUCCCCCGUCAUGACAUGAAAUGGGGCCACGUGUGCGUUUUUGCUUGUUCAUUCAUUAUACUCUAAUUGUGUCUGUCUUGGUACAAUAACUAAUGUUUCUUUCAUCAUAAAAUGGAUCUGUCGUGCACUGCUGGUGCGGGUGUGUAUGUGAAUGCAUGAACCGAGGCUGCUGGUUGAACCGCUAAGCAGAUUCUGUCUUGGUUUUAAAGAAUGGGGCAAGAUUUUGCACACUGCGUUACAUCGCUAUACCUGCUUCCUUUGGGAGAGGCAGGGAAAUGUGUGUAGGGCCACAGAACCCGAAAAGAGCUCUUUUGACACUGUUUACAUGCACCCUAAGAUAACCUUGUGUUUGGUUUUUCUUGUGGUAUCUUUGUUUUUUUUAACGUGGAAAAAAAACUUGUCUGCAAAGUCUUUGCUUUGGAAGGAUCACUGUCUUAGGAAUGGGCUAUAAAUACAGGGGUUAUGUAUAAGCAUUAAGGGACUCUCUUUUAAGUCCAAGAGCCAGGAAGAACAUGGGAGAUUCAGAGCUGAGAAUUAGGUCACAGGUUAUCCCAUCACCUUAGAUCGAUUUAUACUCAGGGUGCAGGUCGGCCAGAGGGCAAGUCUCCAUUCUGAGCCCCCAGCCUGUCUGCUUGGGGGAAAAGGGACCCAAUGCAAAAAAAAA